AUGCCGGCCAAGGAAGAAGAAGCCCGAAUAAAGGAAUCCGAAAGGGACUCUUCUAGCCGUAAUAAGGGAGCAAGCCCAACGACGCAAGACUCUCGCAGCACCGAAUUAGAGCCAGAAGAAAGAGGAGGAGGAACAGGCCGGAGAAAGAGGCAGAUGAAGCUACCGGCGCCGGGGACGAAUGCAUUAGCGACCUCGGCCUUUGCGACCUACGUUCUGUCGACGAUCAUCUUCACGAUCUAUCUACUCCACGGCUUGCUUCCCUCGAAGACGGUGGAAGAAGUCUUGGGGCUCAGUUACUUCCCCGCCCAAGUCUGGACAACCAUCCUUCCCGGAUGGCUCACAAUCGCCAUCUGGUACCUCUUCCUCGCCUACUUCGCCCUCAAUCUCUCCCGCACUCCCGCCCUCGAUGGGCCCGACGGUCUGGCCGCUAUCACCGACCGGGCCGCACUCGCACUCCUGACUCCCCCCUCUACCCGCACCCCUCCUCCGCCCCGUUCCUCUCCUCAUCCCACUCCCCAUCCGAGCGCUGAUUCUUCUGAUCUGCCCGUUCCUAUCUUACGCGACUUACCUUGUCAAGUCGUCAACCAAUUCUACUUUAAUUGA
Messenger RNA from Puccinia graminis f. sp. tritici CRL 75-36-700-3, 603 nucleotides. RefSeq lists its product as uncharacterized. The transcript has a single exon. NCBI's taxonomy places the organism in Eukaryota, Fungi, Basidiomycota, Pucciniomycetes, Pucciniales, Pucciniaceae. Bases 1 to 603 code for a protein of 200 amino acids. The record is from RefSeq and is a predicted model, not a curated record.